CAAUCGGUCACGGAGUUAGUUAAGGAAUGCAAGCCAAAAUACACAUCCAGCUUUUACUAACACCUAAAUAUAUGGUUUGAAUAUGUUUACCUCGUUUGUCAUUGAUUUAAUUUUCCACUUCACUCUUGACAUCCGGUUGUAUUAUUUCUAGUUUAACAAAUGAGCAGGAAGUACUAUUGAGCCAAGUUACGGUCUGUGCCAACGCCCGGUUGCAUAGAAGAAGCCAGCGUUAGCCACACUGUCGCCAGCCCUACCACAAGGAAGCGAGAUGCAGACCAUCAAAUGUGUGGUGGUGGGUGAUGGGGCAGUGGGAAAAACCUGUCUACUGAUUUCAUACACCACCAACAAAUUCCCAUCGGAAUAUGUACCAACAGUAUUUGACAACUAUGCAGUAACUGUUAUGAUCGGGGGUGAACCAUACACCCUUGGCUUAUUUGACACAGCAGGUCAGGAAGAUUACGACAGGUUACGACCACUAAGCUACCCACAGACAGACGUCUUCUUAGUCUGCUUCUCAGUUGUUUCGCCAUCCUCAUUUGAAAAUGUCAAGGAAAAGUGGGUUCCUGAAAUUACUCACCACUGUCCCAAGACUCCAUUCCUAUUGGUAGGCACUCAGAUCGACCUGCGUGACGACCCUUCCACUGUGGAGAAGUUAGCCAAGAACAAACAGAAGCCAAUCACCCCAGAGACGGCAGAAAAGCUGGCCCGCGACCUUAAGGCCGUUAAAUACGUGGAGUGCUCAGCCCUUACACAGCGGGGACUGAAGAACGUAUUUGAUGAGGCUAUCCUAGCCGCUUUAGAGCCCCCUGAAACUCAAAGAAAGAGAAAAUGCUGUUUGUUCUGAUGUCUUCUUGAUUCUUGCUUUGCCUCUCAAUUGUCUGCUGCUUAGUCAUUGUAAAGAAACGUCUUAUCAAGCUAAUUACAGUACACCUAAACUUACAAAAUAAAUGCUCAUGAACAUUUCAUACGUGUGUUCAUGUGCACUUUGGGUUCAACUAAUCGGUUAUAUCACACAGGUGGCCUGAUAUGACAAAGUGCCAAACUUAAGUUCGACUUUAAUGCACGCUUGUCUCUGCCACAGGGCACAUUUACUGUUUUUGUUUACCUUGGCUUUAUGUUCAUAUCUUAAAUAUUGCCCUAUGAAGCAUUUAGCUAUAUUCUAUCGGACAGCGAGAAGACAUUCUUUUCUACAACAUAGGCAUUCCCUAUAGUUCUUUCUAUGGGAGCGAGUCUUGUUAUAUCGUCAUGUUAUUUGAAUAAAGAACCAUCUGGAUUUCCUCGUUGCCUCUCCACUCGGCUUCCUUUUGUUUUUAAGAGGCCAGUAGUUGCUGCGCUGUCUGUCCUAGCGUUAUUUUGAAUAUGAAUGUUUUGUUUCCACAGAAAGGAUUAAAGAAUGUGUUUGAUGAGGCAAUACUGGCUGCCCUGGAGCCCCCCGAACCUAAGAAAAGACGUAAAUGUGUUCUGCUCUAAGUUUCGUCUCGUCAGCCUUCUCUGCACCACUUUCUAGGUUAGCAGCACUCUUAAAGGGGACCUAUUAUGCUCAGUUUUUGACCAGUUGUGGAUUCCUAUAGAGCAGCUACACAUAAUAACCCGCGCAGAAAGUUUUUUAGAUUUUCCAGAAUCUGCACCUAUUCCAGCUGUAAUUCCUUUGAUUUGUGCUUCCUGCCAAUACUGUCUGAAUUUAUUCCACCCAGGUCCCGCCUCCGGGCUUGCCCACUCCGCUGUGAUUGUUCACACGCCCAAAGUGCUUCCUAACUAUGAACCAUAUAAGGAAGUCUGCCCCUCUGUGACAUCAGGGGCAGUUUUACCACGCCUUUUGAAACGGAGUGUUUUGAGCCAUCCUAAACUUCUUUCAGGGCUCACUUCUAAAUGCGCAAACCUCAUUAUCUGAAACUUUGGCAUCAUCUAACACGAGAAUACAACAUUCUAACUACAUUUAUAGGUCAGAAAAGUGGUAUAAGCAUAACAGGUUCCCUUUAAGGUUUGCUUCACAACAAAGUUUCUUCACAAUUUAUAAUAUUUGCCUCCUGACAUAACCUAAAUACAUAUUUAGUGUGUUGAACAUGAUUAAAAAUUGAUGUUUUGUGAUGAGUUCAUACUUAUAAAUUGGCCUUACAUGAUGUAAUGGACUUUUUAAAAACGUAUUGACAUGUCUAGACAACAGUUCAGCUGCAAGUUUGCAGAUUGACUGAUUUAUCAAACGCUAUUCUAACUGAAAGCACUAAGUAGGUAAUGAGUCGAGUGCAGUUAGUUGCUGCUGAUUCUUUUGAUUCUAUUUAUAACCUGCAGCGUGAACACCCUCCACAAAGCUAUCAACAGCUCUAUUUGAAGGAAUAUUUGUCUUGAAUACUGAACAGAAAUACUGAUACUGCAGUAUUUAAGUGCAGAGACUGAUGACAUUGUACACUUUUUAAAGGCAAAAGUAUUUCCUGGCCCACAUGACGUCAUAUCAGAUAGCGACACUUCUUAGAAAACUCGAUAUAUGAUUCUAUAUCCUAAAUGCCAGAAAUAGUAUUUUGUUUUCCCCUAUAUCCAUUCCGAGAUGUGGGCUUGAUUAAUGUGUACAUAUCGUGAGAAUUACUCAUAACUUAUUGACUGAAUGUUUAAGUUGAAGUUCACAUGAUGCAAAGUAUUGAUUCCAAUCAAGGUUGGGUUUGUUUUUGUUCAAUUUGACAAGUUGUACUGUAUUUUCCAUGUGAUAAAACAUCACAAUAAAACAGUAUUAUGAAUAGACUUCAAAUGCAAUGU
Molecule: messenger RNA, 2748 nt
Organism: Doryrhamphus excisus (bluestripe pipefish)
Lineage: Eukaryota; Metazoa; Chordata; Actinopteri; Syngnathiformes; Syngnathidae
Product: cell division control protein 42 homolog
Biological process (GO): small GTPase-mediated signal transduction
Molecular function (GO): GTPase activity; GTP binding
Source: RefSeq, a predicted model, not a curated record